This is a messenger RNA of Branchiostoma belcheri (Belcher's lancelet), 2572 nucleotides long. RefSeq names its product zinc finger protein 37 homolog. NCBI's taxonomy places the organism in Eukaryota, Metazoa, Chordata, Leptocardii, Amphioxiformes, Branchiostomatidae. The record is from RefSeq and is a predicted model, not a curated record. Gene Ontology annotation, biological process: regulation of transcription by RNA polymerase II. Gene Ontology annotation, cellular component: nucleus. Bases 128 to 2200 code for a protein of 690 amino acids. The transcript is spliced from 3 exons. Gene Ontology annotation, molecular function: DNA-binding transcription factor activity, RNA polymerase II-specific; RNA polymerase II transcription regulatory region sequence-specific DNA binding.
GUUUGCGGGGGAGUCAUUCAGAGGUCAUCCGCCAUCUUGGAUUCGGUAACAGGUGUUCCUUUGAUUCGUACCUGUUGACUGCCAGGCGAAUUUUCAGUCUCAAAUCGUCCAGAAAUCAGCCAGUAAAAUGGCCACAGUACCGACACCACUACAUGGCCUGUCUCGGGAAGUUACCAUGGCCGUACUACCCAGACUGUACCUAGAGGAGGUGAUUCUGGAACUCAGCAGGAGGGACAUCAACAUUGGGGGCUUUCACACCGGUAAAGACCACCUGAUCAGUGUGCUGAAGCACUUGAUGGCACGGGAGUACGCUGACUUAGGGGCCGGGGAAAGCCAAACGAAAGAAACGGGUUCGAGAAACUCCAAAGACAAAACGGCAGACAUGGAACACGAUUUGGGUAAGCAGGAUGCUUCACAGCGAAUUCCUAAUAUGGGAACAAAGCAGGAUCAUGCGACCAAUGAGUGUCAUCGAGUUGAAGAAAGUACUGUGCAACGCCUCACGAAUAUGUCUCCAUCUGACCAAGUUGGGUCAAAGGAUGGUAACGUUGAACUUGACAACAAUGUCUCACGUCAAAAAGGAAAGGUAACCAAUCAAAACGACAAAAAUCUUGCUGCUGAAACCAACCAAUCGCGCGCUUCCAGUAACGACCGCAUCCAAACUGCGAAGACGACAGCCAAACGCUCGUCUUCCGAUGUGGGGACGAAGUAUUUUGAUGCUCUUCCAGAGGACGUUAGACACCACUUAGAAUUUUGUGAUGCCAGGGUAGUAUUAAAAAGGUUGGAACACAAGGAUAGCUCGGGUUUCCUACGUCACAAGAAAAGGAGGAGCCAAGUGACGGGGAAGGGCUCACAUGUGACGUCAGCUGUGACGUCAGAUGUACCACAGCGCUCAUUGGACAACGCAGUGCCAAAUGUGAACGGUGGAGACACCAAAGCAGAAGUAGAGUCAAACGACUUCCUACUUGAAGCUGAACAACUCGGUUACAAGACAAGGCUGAGGUGGAACACAAUUAUUCAGUCCGAUCUGCAAUCGGAAACCGAGAGUGAGCCUAAGACCACAGCAAAGGAAAACCAGAAGAUUGGAACGACAUCUAGCGGCCGACCACUGCCCCCCAGCGAUGGCGGAAAGAGCAAGCAACCGGCAAGUCCCGUGGACAAUAAAAGAAAUAAAGCUCGGCCGCACGAAGAAUCUAAGGCGAAGACACCAGCAAAAGGAAAACAGAAGGUUGGAACGACGUCUAGCGGUAGACAACCGCCCUGCAAAAAUGGAAAACGAAAGCAACCGAGUCCCGUGAGCGAGAGUGUGAUGUCCCAUAUGAAGAAAGUUUGGUUCCCUGAAGACUCUGAAGAAUCUAUGCCUGAAACAUACGCAACAGAACUGAAGAUUGCAGCGGUAUCUAGCGGCAGAAAACAGCCCUCCAACAUUAAAAAGGGCAUACUACUGACCCCCGCGAGCGAAGCUGUAUUGUCCAAAUUAAAGAAAGUUCAGCUCCCUAAAAAAUCUGUGCCAAAGACAUCAGCAAAAGGAAAACAAAAGAUUGGAAGAGCAACGGGACAACCCUCCAAUGACGGAAAGAGUCCUAACCCCGAAGGUGCCUCAGUUCGGCCAAUCAUACGCAGGAACCGGACAAAGCACGUGUAUGUGUGUGAAGACUGUGGGUACAGAUCUAAAAGCAGGUGCCACAUGAUCGUUCAUAUCAGAAAACACACAGGAGAGAAACCUUUCGGCUGCUGCCUCUGCAGUUACAGGGGAACUUCUGAAAAGAACUUACGAACCCACAUGCAGAAACAUAUAGGUCUGGAGAGCCCUCACGUGUGUGAGUACUGUGGCUACACCACCGGGUCAAGAAACGCUCUGGUCAAGCACAUCCGGACACACACGGGUGAGAGACCGUACGUGUGCAACAUCUGCGGGUACAGCGCCUCCAACACCUCCAGGAUAGCCGAACACAUCCGGACACACACCAACGAGAGAACAUUCCGCUGCCCGCAGUGUACGUACCGCGCGAAUCGCCGAGAUAGUCUGGUACGGCACUAUCUAACACAUACGGGGGACAAACCCUUCCACUGCACUCUGUGCGACUACAAGUCUACUCAAAAGUCUACUCUAAAGCGCCAUGUUGUUUUGAUGCACGAGAAACGCAAAGAUGUAAAAGAAAAGGAAAAGAGGGAGCACAAUAAUGUUGAAAAGUCUAAGUAAGACGAAUCGCCGAGAUAGUCUAGUGCGGCACUCUAUCUAACGCACACGGGGAUAAGCCCUACCAUUGCACGCUGUGUGACUACAAGUCUUACCCAAAACUCCACACUAUAAAAAAUAUAAAGCCGAAUGUUUCUUCGACUCACGGAAAACGGCAUACGAUGUUGAACUAUACUCUUAGAUUAGUUUAUAUAGUUUUGUAUGUAUUUUGUACAAUGUACAAACUAGAAGACAUUACAAAGACACAUAUUUUGUGUAUUUCUAUAUUCCUUGCAUCGCAUACUCUGAUGAUUUUAUUGUGCCAAAUGCCAGCUAUUGAAGGACACGGGCACUUCCGUCGUACGAUCGUCGUACGAUCCCAAAAUGCGGACAUUC